Messenger RNA from Contarinia nasturtii (swede midge), 1648 nucleotides. It is a transcript of the gene fy, whose product is annotated as protein fuzzy homolog. Gene Ontology annotation, biological process: non-motile cilium assembly; vesicle-mediated transport. Bases 166 to 1395 code for a protein of 409 amino acids. The transcript is spliced from 5 exons. Lineage: Eukaryota; Metazoa; Arthropoda; Insecta; Diptera; Cecidomyiidae. The record is from RefSeq and is a predicted model, not a curated record.
CAGAUCAACAACAUUAAGACAACAACAAAAAUGUUGAUGUAAACAAAUUCCUGAGCGAAUACCGCGGCAAGUGUACAAGCCAAUGCAUCGUCAGAGAAAAUUAAUUGCACUGUGGAAAGAAAGGGAAUUAUUCUUAAUUACGCCAAAAUUCGGUGAUUUUACAGAAUGUCGUUACAUUUUAUAUGUUUGACUGCAACAGGUGGUGUUCCAAUAUUUUCACGUAAAAAAGGAGACUGUGAUGCGCUUCCAUUUUCAACGGUGGGUUCAUUGAACGGUUGCUUUUUGUUUUGUAAAUCACAAGGUGCACAAUUGAAUAGCACAUACUUGGAAGAUGACACUGUUGUUGUGUGGAAAGAUUUUGAAAAUUGUUUCACGAUGAUCGGCAUUGGAAAGGGCUAUACGGAAAAAGUGAUUCGGGAUUUUUUGGACGUUGUCUUCAAUGCCACCAUAUUUUCAAUUGGAUUGAAUGAAGUGAAGCACAACAAAAAUCCGGAACAAUUAAAGAGAGAGCUUAAACAUAAAUGCUAUCCAAUUGUGGAUAAAAUUAUGGAAAACAUCGACUCUGAUUUGCUAAAGCUAACCGAUUGUAUAAUUCCAAGCGGUGGAACAGAGAUAUUGGCCCGAUUGAAUGAGUUCAGUGAUCAAGUUGGUUCGCCGUUUUGUUGUGUGGUAAUGUCACGUCAAAAAGUAGUUGCUGGCACCGAAGGCUGGUGGGAUUUAAAUGUGAUUGAUCGCAAAUUGCUCAUUACAAUAUUGAGUGUAUCAAAUUCCGUUCAGGUUGAUGUGCCCGUUUAUUUGCCGAAAAAGAGUCCAAACAUCGCAUACCGUUUUGUCUGCAUUCCCAUAUUUCAGAUGAUAAGUGUUUGUGUUGUUUGUGGUGCUGAACCACAAUUUUCCGACGCCGCAAGUUUGGUGCAGCACAUUUGGCGAAACGAUCUGGAGUUACUGCGUAAUGCAAAGCUAUGUUAUCCACGAAAUUUUUCCACAAAUUUACCACAAUUUGAUCCAAGUAUUUUGGGCAUUCUAUUGGUGAAUCGAACCCAUUCGAAAUAUGUGAUGUCAAGGAAUUUACAGCCGGCCGUUGGGAAUAAGCGAGUUAUCAACACUGGGGGUCAUCAUCGAUUGGAUAUUUUGAGAACAUUUUUUCAUCAAGCAGUCGAUGUAAUCGAUGCAUUUUUAUGUGACGAAAGUAAUUCAAUAUUGGCGCCGCAAACAAGCCCAUGCAAAACACUCGAAUCUUAUUGGACACUCGAAUAUCACAAAUGCCAUUCGUAUAUAUCUGGCGAAAAUCUCAUCUGCAUUUUAUACGCUUCUUCAAUACCAGUUCAUACAAUGAGGUUGAUUACACAUAGGACAUUAAACAUUAUUUUAUCUGAAAAAGACAUUGCUUGGUAAAUGGUAACCAAUUCAUUUUGACGCUGAAUGGUUUUAAUACAAAUUGUUGGUGAUUAGCAGUUGGGGCAGUAAAUUCUAUUCAAUUUACGGAGUUCUAUUGAUUUUUCAUGGAAAAUUCGCUUUUUAUUAAUUAUUCGAUUUACAAUCAUUCUCAUAAUUCAGAACAAUGUGUUUGAAGCACACAUACCAGUCUAUUUGGCCAAUAACAAAAUAUUUUCUUUUCUUUUUUUUAUUCGAUCAAAAUUCUAUUAUG